CUUAUGAAUCGAGGUGCACGCUGGUCUAUCAGAUGACGGCACGCUUCAUUAACUUUAACGGCAUGAGGCUGCCCGGUGGUGUGCGCGUCCUCCUGGAAGUCACACAAAAUGAGGCAUACAUCCAGCUGCUGUCACCACUUAAGGAGGUAAUGUAUUACCAUCUUACACCCAGCUGCUGUCUCCACUUAAGGAGGUAUUGUAUUACCAUCUUAAAUCCAGCUGCUGUCCCCACUUAAGGAGGUAUUGUAUUACCAUCUUAAAUCCAGCUGCUGUCUCCACUUAAGGAGGUAUUGUAUUACCAUCUUAAAUCCAGCUGCUGUCUCCACUUAAGGAGGUAUUGUAUUACCAUCUUAAAUCCAGCUGCUGUCACCACUUAAGGAGGUAUUGUAUUACCACCUUACACCCAGCUGCUAACUCCACUUAAGGAGGUAUUGUAUUACCAUCUUACUUCCUUCUGCUGCCACCCCUAAAAUUGGUAAUGUUUCACCAUCUUGCUUCCAGCUGCUGUCAGCACAACAUUAUGUAAGUACAAUCUCUGAUGAUAUGUGUCAUACAUAGCCUUGUACAGCAUAGGGCUUGGCUUAUUUUUAAACUUCAAGAUAGAGUUAUUUUUAGCCACUUGUCUACUAGUAACUACCUUGAUAUUGACGUAGCCGAGCGUCACUUAAGCCCUGCCCCCGUUUUGUUGGCGGAGGAAAAGUUUGUUUACAUUCGAACGCUUACCAUCUGUUCUCAAGAAUGCCAUUAGGUGCUGCAAUUUCCAGAUUUUCUUUACUAGAACUUUCGGAUUAAAUUCCUAUAUAAAGCCCGCGAGUUGCAGAUAGACAUAACGAGACGUUAUAUUCUUGUGUGUAUAAAUUAAUAUUGGUAUUUUGAGUAGUGUCUUUUCCCCUUGCUGUAAGUUGGUAUAGUUUUUUUUUUUUUUUUUUGCUUCUGUACUCCAAUUUUUUUUUAUUUUUUCACUUUUUUUUAUAAUUAAAUACAAAAAUUUUAUUAUCGAAAGCUUUGUUUUUGUUUUUUUUGUUUUUGUUUUUUCCCUUUGGUGUAUUUUUGUUUAUUUUUUUUUUUUUUUUUUUGCUUCUGUACUCCAAUUUGUAUUUAUAUUUGCACUUAUUUAUAUAAUUAAAUACAAAAAUUUUAGUAUCGACAGCUUUGGUAUCUUAUUUUUUGCAUACUAUUGGAUCAGUCCUUUGUUAUAUAGCUUAGUGAUAACUAUCGUACAUAUUAAAUAUUAAAAACUAUAACGGUGAUCUCUGAUUACGUCAUUCAUUAAAAUAAAAAAGAGUAAUAUGUUCUUAUUAUUUUGGAAUAUCUGUUAAACAUGUCACGUGAUAAAUCAUGUCUUAAUGGCUGGAGGUGAUCGAUGAAGACAAACUGCGAAAUCUAGAAACCCUUAAAACUGACCUGUUGACCACUAUUAUUGACAGGUGUACGUCAGUUUUUACGUCAGCAGCAUCACCUUCCUGAAUUCCACUUCUGCCGCCGGAGUCGCCUGGAGCGGCCUUGUCUGCAAGGAUAGCAAACUCCCGUCGUGUGAGGUGGGUUUAGUUUCAGGGGUCGGCAGCCUUUUGGGCACAUGGCCGCAUAGAGUCUACUUAAUAAACAUUUAACAUUUGCUUUUAAAGUCCAUUCCUAGUCCAGUACGCAAAUAAGCAGUGGUAUAAUUUUUAGAUUUGCUGCUAUUUUAAAUAGUUCGACAAUUUUAAAAUGUGAUUAUAAAUUUGAAAGAUGCCCAUUUAAAUUUUAUAAUUUUUUUCGAAACAUGAACGCAGUUCUGGGAAUGCUGGAAAGCCGAAUUAAACAUUUCGAAGGGCCGCAUGUUGCCCCACCCUGGUUUAGCGGAUAGAUUUAAUAAAGUCCCCCCCCCCCCCCGGCCAAUAAUUCUUUUAAGAAAAAAAAAAAAGGGGGGGGGGGUCAAGAUAAACAUUGGAAAUAUAAAUUUUUAAAAUAAUUUUUGCAAAACAAAUUGCUGAAAUAAAAGUAUAUUUUUGAGCUUUGAAACAAUUUAAAAAAAUGGAUAAUGAAAAAAAGUAACAAAAGAAAUUUUCUCAGAACUAAGCAAACCAACUCCCGAAGGCUAGAUGAUCAUGAGUACCUGUUAGUUUAAAUUGUACAAUACAGUGGUUCCCUAAAUUUUCGCCACAAUCAUUCUAAAUUUGUCUAAACUAACAGAAAUUAGUCUAAGAUUGUCUUAACUAACAGAAAUUAGUAGAAAUUUGUCUAAACUAAGAAAAUUAGUCUAAAUCUAAACUUACAGAAAUUAGUCUAAAUUUAUUCUAAACUAACAGAAAUUAGUCUUAAUGUGACAAAACUAACAGAAGUUAAUCUGAAUUUCUCUAUACCAGCAGAAAUUAAUAUAAAUAUGUCUAAACUAACAGAAAUUAGUAGACAUUUGCUUAAACUAACAGAAAUUAGUAGAAAUUUGUCUAAACUAACAGAAAUUAGUCUAAAUGUGUCUAAACUAAUAGAAAUUAGUCUAAGUACCAGUAAUUGUAAUUUGGGUUUUUCUUGUCGUUUCGUUUGAGUUUAGACUUGUCUUGUGUUUGUUUGUAUGUUCUGUUUACAAACGCUAUUAUCAUCGGGUUUAAUCUCUUGAGUGCUAUGCAGUUGUCAGUUCAGACUCGGGGUUUUCCUGGGUCAAGAAUCGAUCAUGGCUAACAGACAACAGAUCAAUAAUCUAUCUUAUCUUUUAAACUAAUUCCCACCAUCAGGAUCCUGCUUACCCAACGAGAGCUUUUCAUUCAGUGGCAAAUAUGCCGAGCACCAACGAGUGUAAGUCACUUUAAAGCUCAUCUUUAAAAUCAUUUUUUAAAAUCAUCUUUAAAAUCAUCCUGAAAAUCCUCUCUAAAAUCAUCUUAAAAAUCAUCUCGAAAAUCCUCUCGAAAAUCCUCUUUAAAAUCAUCUUUAAAAUCAUCUUUAAAAUCUCUCAGAAUGCUAGGAGCCCCUCCCACAACAAACACACUCCAUAAUCUUAACGGCUAUCAUUUACACUAGUCCUUUCUGAACAUCCUUGCCUUAAUAUAUAUAUAUGUUUCAAAAAAAUAAUGUCACGUGGAGACUUUGUUGAGCGUUCCACUUAAAUGCCUGCACCAUAACUAGAAUCUGAUGAUUUUCAUGGCAUGUUCUUUAUUUUUUCUUACAAUGGAAACGUAUUCUUGAAAAGUAAAAACUGCACAAGGUUUUUGAAACUUGAUUAAAGGAAACGAAAACUUGUACAAAUAAACCUCACACAAUAAUUAUAAUAAAGGCCCCUUUUAAUAAUUUUAUAUUGCUUAUUAAAAGAGUAACGUGCUUGGGGAUACAGUAAAGGAAAUUGAAGAGUUCUUAACCACAAUGCAUAUUUUUAUACAUGUUAUUCAAUCAUAAAAUAUAGGUUUAAGGAUGACCCAAAAUCUUCGACCAUUCUAUAAUGUUAAUUGUAUGAGGAAUUGGUUUAGAUCUAAUACUUGAAAAUGAUUUCUUUCCCAACUUACAAUCUCUUCGUCUUUCUUGCGGUUUCCCUCGCCAGGCGCAAACAGGGGUAAAUUGGUCCUUGUUGCUCAGAUCGUGUUCACCGACCCCUACCAGGCUCACCGCUUUCGCAUCGUCCUUGACACCGUCAAGUGCGCCUUCUCCGAAUGCGACAACCUGGUGGUAGCCACUGCCGGGGAUCUCAGCUGCCAAACCCUGGGGCCACCCCCGUUCCCGGCAGCGCUGGUCGACCCGAUGUCCCUGAACCUCCAGCAGCAGGGCUACCCCUCGCCGAGACAGAGGCUGCAGCAGAGAUCCGCCGUCACCAUGGCGGUUCCGCCACCCCCCAACGCCAUUGGGCCCUUCAGCGAGUCGCCCCGCUAUUACGACGCCGCCGUGAACAACACGGCCCCUGUCUGCCCCUGCACCCCUGACCCCGCCGAGGAAGCGGCCGACGGUCAGGAGAACGACGGCUGCAGGGAGCUGUUCGAUCCGUACGCCUACGAGCUCAUCGAUGAGAAGACGUUGUUUUGCGCGAAGGCGUGCUUGGCGAAGCUAGACAUGGACCGGGUGAGUUUUUCUCACGGUGGACGUCUACGUUUGAUGAUUGCUCUUGGCAGUCAGUUUGGGAAUUUCAAAAUUUAAUCAGGGAUGGUCUGAGCGAGAUGUAACAAUGUUUGUGAUUGAAUGAUGCUGUUUUUUUUUUUUUGGGGGUGUAGGGUAAGGAAAGGAGGGGACAGGUGUAAGAGUCACAUGCAAAUCAGUUAGAGAAAAAAACAACAAGACAAAGUUAGUUGUUCUAUGUUUUGGGGAAAAAGACCUGGUACUUUUUAUCCGUUUGUUAUAAACAAAGCUACGUAAUUAUUCAACGCUAUGUAUUAAUUUUUUUAAAAAGAACAAACUUUUUAAAAAAAACAUGCUUUUAUAAAAAGGAACUUAAGAGUACAAGAUACAUUUUUGGGAGACAUACCAGGAUUUUCUUACAAUAAAUAAAGUCUGCAAAAAUAAUUGCGUUGGUGCUAAACAUGGAAGGAAGAGCUACUGAUCAUGAAGGAUUUUAUUGUCAUCGGGUUGUGGGGGGGGGGGGAGGGGUGAGUAGGCUAAGUUGGAGAUAAGCGCGCAGGGAAAAAUAAAGUCUGCAAAAAUAAUUGCGUUGGUGCUAAACAUGGAAGGAAGAGCUACUGAUCAUGAAGGAUUUUAUUGUCAUCGGGUUGUGGGGGGGGGGGAGGGGUGAGUAGGCUCAGUUGGAGAUCAGCGCGCAGGUCAAAAACGAGAUGCACGAUAGGACACGCAGAGGACUAUCAAGGGUCAGUGGAGGUCACUGCUUACCUACAGAUCUUGUAAGAUUGUAUUGUCAUCAGGAUUGAGAAACCAUGCAAAUUUUCAAUUCCAUCAGACGAAGGGAACAGGUUGCCAACUGAGCUACAAUAUUUACCCAGAGAAACACGCAGACAGAGCGCAAACUAAAUGAAACCUCGUAAAAAAUAAAUAACAUCAAUUCGAUAACCUCGAAAACAAAAUUCACUAUUAGGUAUGUAUGUAAGACCUGCAACACUAUGCUUAAAUAAGCGCGCAACAUUAGAUCCCCAGACGCUUAGUAACAAUUGGGCUUCUUUUAAAGUGCAUCACCCGAAUCCAUGGUUUGUCAAGUAGCUUUAGUUGAUGUCAAGUUCACACUUCGCUACCACCAUUGUUUGGCGGGUAAUUGCUAGGAGAUGGCAGUAAUACAAAUAAACAAUGCUGAGUUGAUAAGUGAUCGAAAUCAAUAAUUUUGGAUAUCUCACACAAUCUAUUACAUAAGAUGAUCUUUCAGACUUUGUUUGUAUAUCUUUUUGUGUGAAUUUUCAGAGUAUGUCUGUAUAUCAUUGUCCCUGAUUUUUUUUUGUUGCGUCUGUAUAUUUUUUGUAUGACCUUUCAGACUCUGUAUAUUUUGGUUCAUUCCGCCAAGAUUGUGUCAGUAAAUCUUUUGGUAUGAGCUCUUAGAAUGUGACUGUAUAUCUUUUGGUAUGAUCUUUUAGACUGUGACAGUAUAUCUUUUGCUAUGAUCUUUUAGACUGUGACUGUAAAUCUUUUGGUAUGAUCUUUUAGACUGUGACUGUAAAUCUUUUGGUAUGAUCUUUUAGACUGUGAGUGUAUAUCCCUUGUUAUGAUCUUUAGACUGUGACUGUAUAUCCCUUGUUAUGAUCUUUUAGACUGUGACUGCAUAUCCCUUGUUAUGAUCUUUUAGACUGUGACUGUAAAUCUUUUGGUAUGAUCUUUUAGACUGUGAGUGUAUAUCCCUUGUUAUGAUCUUUUAGACUGUGACUGUAAAUCUUUUGGUAUGAUCUUUUAGACUGUGAGUGUAUAUCCCUUGAUAUGAUCUUUUAGACUGACUGUAUAUACCUUAUUAUGAUCUUUUAGACUGUGACUGUAUAUCCCUUGUUAUGAUCUUUUAGACUGUGACUGUAAAUCUUUUGGUAUGAUCUUUUAGACUGUGACUGUAAAUCUUUUGGUAUGAUCUUUUAGACUGUGAGUGUAUAUCCCUUGUUAUGAUCUUUUAGACUGUGACUGUAUAUCCCUUGUUAUGAUCUUUUAGACUGUGACUGUAUAUCCCUUGUUAUGAUCUUUUAGACUGUGACUGUAAAUCUUUUGGUAUGAUCUUUUAGACUGUGAGUGUAUAUCCCUUGUUAUGAUCUUUUAGACUGUGACUGUAAAUCUUUUGGUAUGAUCUUUUAGACUGUGAGUGUAUAUCCCUUGAUAUGAUCUUUUAGACUGACUGUAUAUACCUUAUUAUGAUCUUUUAGACUGUGAAUGUAUAUCCCUUGUUAUGAUCUUUUAGACUUUGACUGUAAAUCUUUUGGUAUGAUCCUUUAGACUGUGAGUGUAGAUCCCUUGUUAUGGUCUUUUAGACUGUGACUGUAUAUCUUUUGGUGUUAACUUUGGGAAACACGCUUACUGGAGCCUUGUGCCAAGUGCGGAGAAGAGAUUUUCCAUCAAGUUUUUAAUUAUGUCAAGGGCUCUGAACGUGUGCCUUCCAAAAUGAUAACAUUGCUAACAUUGCUAACAUUGCUAAUAUUGCUAACAUUGCUAACAUUGCUAACAUUGCUAACAUUGCUAACAUUGCUAACAUUGCUAACAUUGCUAACAUUGCUAACAUUGCUAACAUUGCUAACAUUGCUAGCAUUGCUAGCAUUGCUAGCAUUGCUAGCAUUGCUAGCAUUGCUAGCAUUGCUAACAUUGCUAACAUUGCUAACAUUGCUAACAUUGCUAGCAUUGCUAGCAGUACUAGCAUUGCUAACAUUGCUAACAUUGCUAGCAUUUCUAGCAUUGCUAGCAUUGCUAGCAUUGCUAGCAUUGCUAACAUUGCUAACAUUGCUAACAUUGCUAACAUUGCUAACAUUGCUAACAUUGCUAGCAUUGCUAGCAGUGCUAGCAUUGCUAGCAUUGCUAACAUUGCUAACAUUGCUAACAUUGCUAACAUUGCUAGCAUUUCUAGCAUUGCUAGCAUUGCUAGCAUUGCUAACAUUGCUAACAUUGCUAACAUUGCUAACAUUGCUAACAUUGCUAACAUUGCUAGCAUUGCUAGCAUUGCUAGCAUUGCUAGCAUUGCUAGCAUUGCUAACAUUGCUAACAUUGCAAACAUUGCUAACAUUGCUAACAUUGCUAACAUUUAUAACAACGCCAUGAGUUAAAUAUUAGUGUUGAUGUUUAAAACAAAGGUUCCUUCUUUUACUUUAGAUUAGUACGGCCACUAGGGCUAUGUCUAGGGCAUGACUAUAUAUUUCCUAAUUAAGUACUGAAAAUUAAUCUCACUCCACACUCACUCUAACAUUCAAUGACACUCUCACUAGCUCUCACUUCUAUUAAUACUAUAACUAUACUAAUAAAACAAAGGUGGUUCAGCCCACAAAUAAAUAUCACAAACAGAAUUAUCUACAUACACAUUACAUAUACUGUACACGUAUUUCUUUAGUCCUUGGGUAACGAGAUAUACUGCCCAAUAUUAUUAAGUGUUAUGUUCCGACUGGCGAUCAGGUCCUCUGUAGGCGGUCCAGAUUCCAAACACAACAGAGCCCACGCUGCAGUCUUUUGGAUUGUGGCCUCCCUCUCUGGUCACUGCAACGUAACAUGUGUCUGGUUACUCGCACUGCGACGUGAUAGGUGUAGGCUCGAACCCACACUCAGCUUCUGGCGGGGUCUCUGCUACUCUAGUGGGCCUAAUGACUCAACUGUACCGAGUGGUCUAUACUCUGCGGUAUACGAUACCGUCUGUACUAAGUUCUACUGUACUGCAAUGUACUCAACUCCACUGUACUGACUCUAAAUUAGCUGACUAUACUGAGACUAAAGUCAACUGUACUUAUGGUACUAGCUCAAGCUAACUCAAACUGUACUGGUACUAACUCAGACUAGACUAACUGUUACAAACUCAACUGUUAUAUUACUGAACUAUUACUUACUGAACUAUUACUUACUGGUUUGAAAUGAGAAUAACUAAUACAACGCAUAAGACAUAGGUAAAAAAAUUAAAAUCACAUUACAUUAUUAAUAAUCAACCAUACUCUAACAGUAACUAUAGUCCUAACAUUUUCUAAUAAAACUACAACUACAAUUCUACAUACCGGUACACAUGAAUAUGAACAUUAACAAUACUAACCCAACACAAUCAAAACUUCAUCAACUAAUUAUGCCAGCCAGGCUCUACUAACAGACAUCUGGUGAAAGAGGGCGAUAUAUGAUUCAUCAUCAUCAUCAUGUCCCUUAGUCCUUGGACUGUUGGGGCGCCACAGAUGACAUGUGAACUACCCUCCUCCAUUCGCCUCUGUCUUCUGCACUACGCACAGCAUCGCUCAGUUUUAGUCCUGUCCACUCUUUGAUGUUAUCCUCCCAUCUUUUUCUUUUUCUUCCUCUUCGUCUCUCUCCUCUUGUAUAUAUAUGAUUAGGGCCCUUAAAAUACACGCUAAGUUUGGCGUCCUGUACCGUAUUCAAGUAAUUCAAGCGUCACAUUCAAGCGUCACAUUCAAGCGUCACAUUCAAGCGUCACAUUCAAGCGUCACAUUCAAGCGUCGCAUUCAAGGGUCACAUUCAAGCGUCACAUUCAAGCGUCACAUUCAAGCGUAACUUUCAAGCGUCACAUUCAAGGGUCACAUUCAAGCGUCACAUUCAAGCGUCACAUUCAAGCGUCACAUUCAAGCGUCACAUUCAAGCGUCACAUUCAAGCGUCACAUUCAAGCGUCACAUUCAAGCGUCACAUUCAAGCGUCACAUUCAAGCGUCACAUUCAAGGGUAACAUUCAAGCGUCACAUUCAAGCGUCACAUUCAAGCGUCACAUUCAAGGGUAACAUUCAAGCGUCACAUUCAAGCGUCACAUUCAAGCGUCACAUUCAAGCGUCACAUUCAAGCGUCACAUUCAAGCGUCGCAUGCAAGCGUUGCGUCUGACGCUGUGGCCAGACGCAGGUUAUGGUCAAGGUGACCAGGUUAAUUUCCAUAUUUCCUUGAGUCAUUGUUAUUAGUGUAAGGUCCAGCCUCAUUGCGUAAUGCACGUGGGGUAGCGAUGGAGAGAGUUUUAGCCAGCGGGUCUCACAAAGGUGAGGACCAGCGGGUCUCAACACCAUGCAUAAAUUGUUUAACUGGCGAAUGCAAUAUGAUGUUUUAUUAUUUCAUUAUCUGAAUUGACAGAUCAGAAAAAGUGUACUGCCAUUUAAAAUAUAUAUAACGCGAGGGUGACGUUGAAUAUUGGUGAUUUACAGAAAUUAAAGCUGGCUUGUAAAACAAAAAUCAAUAAAAAAUCAUUUUGCUUAAAAAGUCUUAAAAGUGUCUCACAGAAAACAAAAACAACAAUUGAUUAGAAAAAUGCAACACUCAAUUUAAAUGAAAUAUACAAAAAUAACGAUAUCAAAGUGUUGUUCUUACUUUAGUUGGUCGUGGAAUACAAUCAAUCACUAUCAAAUUUAAAGCAUAAACACCAGAGGCUUAGACAGGUGAGGUGUGUCUAAGUUUGGUCCCUUUUAAUGUGCUUUUAAGCACGGGGAGAAUGUCUCCUCGCCCCCCCCACCCCCAUUCAAUCUCGCUGUAGCUUAAAAAAGAAAAGAAAAGAAUAAGUCUGCUCGUUUCCUGGACCGACCAUUUGUUUUCUUGUUUCCAGACAUGGCUUGAAAUGCAACAAGGCUACUGCAAGGUCAUCCAAUGCGCCAACGGCGUGGGGUUCGUCAUCGGGUUCGAGAGCAAAUGCUGCAUCACGCAGUACUAUCUCAGGAGGGACACGUUCUUCGAGCGAGCGCCAAAGACGAAGUACGGCUUCAUCUACAAGGUGGUCCAGAGCAGCGACGGGUGAGUGCAUGGGUUCGUUUUAGAGUGAAGGGUCACGACCAGUGGGGGUGGGGGUGGGGGAGCUCGCGUCAGAUGUGAAUCACAUAUUUUGACGGUGUCAACUGUCGUGUAGGGAUGACAAGGCGUGGGGCGGGGGGGGGGGCGGGGGGGUUUCAGGUUUCGCGUCAGAUGUGAAUCACAUAUUUUGACGGUGUCAACUGUCGUGUAGGGAUGACAAGGCGUGGGGCGGGGGGGGGGGACGGUGGGUUUCAAGUUCGGUGUGGGUCACUCAUCGAGUCUUUGUCCGAUGUCGUGCUUGGAUCACUAAUGGUGGGGGUUCACUAGUGAAACGGAGGUUAAGAGAAGUGUCAGGGUCACAGAUGUGCUGGGGGUCACUAGAUGUGGGAUAAAUUUUGUGUAAUAGUUUUAGAUCUUUUUUUUUAAAAUGCUCUUUUAUUAGUGACAGAGAGGAUCAUUUGUUAAACAGUGAGUGAGACUAUACAAGCAUUUUUACAUUUGGAUUAGAUUAAAUUUUAAAAAGGAAACUGGCGCAAGCGUUCAAAUGCGUCUCUCUAAAAUCAGGUUUUAUAAGUAAAUUAUUUUCACAGCUUAUAUAUAGUAGUAUUAGAGUUGUAGAGACUAGUUUGGAUUUACUGUAGGGUAGUGUUGGAACUGAACAGUACUUUUGUCCGUUGCAAUGCGAUUCAGAAUUAGACAUCACGUUUGAAACACAAGUUCGGACCGGACACUGUGGCAUCCACCCACUGCUUAGUCUCACAUGAUUUCCUGGUGAAGUCGUGUCUUUUUGAGAGAACCUAUUAGUAUUUUUCCACAGGACACGAAAGCGAAAUCACAUCCAUCUAUCUAUCUAUAUAAACAUUUUCAUUGAAAAAAAUUAGAGAGGGCAACAAAUGCAUAUUAUCCUGAGACUUUAUCAAAAAGCUAUUAAAUAUUCUUAGCAACAAGAACAAGAAUAAUUUCAUAUUUUUUCUGCGUGUUGCCAAUUUUAAGUAAGUUUUGUUGGCUGUUUUCCACUUUCUAAAAGGUCUUCUUGUAAUUUUUCUCGCCAAUUUUUCCCGAUAUGAUCUUAAAUAAAAACUUUUACAAAAUUAGUUAACAAUUCAAAAAUCAAUAAAUGAGAUACAGCUAAAUGUAAAAUUAAAAUAAAAUGGAAUACAAGGUUUUUUGAAGAAUCCAAUUAUUUUCUGAUAAAUUAUGCAGCAAAAAAUGUAUUUCUUGAUCGCUUUGUCUUUUCAGCGGAACGGAAAUUAGCGAAUACCUGAUCUCAUUUAAAAACUGUGAGGACGCCAACAACUUUAAAGCCGUUGUCGACAAGUGCCACAAGACUCUCAUGAUGACGGCCGACACGGGGUUUGACAACACCGGCCGCCAAGGCUGGUCGGUCUGCGCCAACAACAACAACAACAACAGCAACUGCUGCUGCACCAGGACGCCCGCGCACCGCGGGCACCACAGAAUGGACAACGUGCUCCCUGGACUGGGUGGACUGGGCGGGUGUUCUGAUGAUGAUGAUGACGUAAGGUAUCACGUCUUAUCGGGCUCUGAGUCCAAUGCCAACUGGAAUAAUAGCUUGCAUCGCGUAGAUUUCUCAGAAAACGCAGAAAUAAUGAAUCGACGGAGUAGUGAACUGAUAGAAAGUUUGGUGGAAUUUAAAUCAAGGCAUUGUUAUUUAGAAGUGCAACAUGCGAUUCUCUCUGCUGAUCUCUAUAAAGUUUUGAAUCGUCUUUUAUUCUGGAUAAUUUUAGGAACUUUUGCACGUCUGAACUUACACGUUUAUGUAGUACUUGACCAAGAAGUCAGAGUCAAUAACAGAAUAGAAAUAGCUGCUGACAAAAUCAAACGUAUACAUUUCGACAGCUUGAGUAUAAGAAGUACUAGGAAUGCUUAUAGAAACAACGGUCGUGUGGAUAAAGUUAACGGUCGCUGUAGAAGAAUCCUGAAUUUUAUUCAUUUGUUAUUGUCCUUGUGCACCAGGUAUAUUUCUUCAAAACCUAAUCUCGAAAGAAAACUUCUCUCUGACAAUAGCGCCCUUUUCUGGAAAUCAAGCAUUUACGACCUAUGACAGGAAGUGAACUUCUUGGCGGAUUCUUUUGUAAUUUCUUAAAUUGAUAUGGGAAUUGUAACUGUGUGAAGCUGGUUGAAGUUACUGUCAUUUUUUAAACGCUUUAUCGAUUUUUGAUCGACAUAAAUCUAACGAUUUUUAACGACAAAUUAUCGUUGGUCUAGUUAUUGAUACAGGGAUGACAGACAGUAGUGCAACAAGAAAUACCGCGACACCCAUGUGCAGUGCCUUGCAACCAUCACUACCGUUGUAUCCAUGUGCAGUGCCUUUAGAGACAGAAUAAGAACGUAGGCCAUACAACCUUUUGAAGCAUUUUGAUUGCUUAAAGAUAAAUGAAACUGUGGC
Molecule: messenger RNA, 12167 nt
Organism: Lymnaea stagnalis (great pond snail)
Lineage: Eukaryota; Metazoa; Mollusca; Gastropoda; Lymnaeidae
Source: the annotation of a GenBank genome assembly